Molecule: messenger RNA, 477 nt
Organism: Amoebophrya sp. A25
Lineage: Eukaryota; Dinophyceae; Syndiniales; Amoebophryaceae
Source: the annotation of a GenBank genome assembly
AUGUCAGCAAAUGCGGACAGUGUUUCUAACAUUGACGUUGUAAGAGAGGCACCGAACAACAAUAACAUAGCUGUGACAUCAGGUGGAGCAGCCGCCGCGACUGAUCAUGUUGAUCUUCGCCACAGUGGCAGUACCGGGCAUGACCACUCUGCGAACCCGAACACAGCACUCCCUCAACAUAGUAGCCCAGCACUUGUUCCUGCACAACAUCAGCACCAGGACGUCGGCGGCACUACCCACCUAGGACCGGGAAGACCCCUGAUGAAUCAUGUCGUGGAGGAGGAAAGCAGAAAGCAGCCAUCAGAUGCCGGUUCUUUUGAUAGUAUGUUGCCGCACAGUGAUGCUGAGCCACCAGGAGAUACUAGGUCUUUAAGUGGGACGGGGGAUAGUUACUAAAAGUUCAAGUUGUCAUAUUAUCAGGGAUUCAUGCUUUCUUUAGUUGGACACUCAGUCACAGAUGUCAUCUUGGAGGGUGCC